This is a messenger RNA of Electrophorus electricus (electric eel), 2963 nucleotides long. It is a transcript of the gene gfap, whose product is annotated as glial fibrillary acidic protein. Gene Ontology annotation, cellular component: cytoplasm; intermediate filament; cell projection. Gene Ontology annotation, biological process: intermediate filament organization; regulation of chaperone-mediated autophagy. Gene Ontology annotation, molecular function: structural constituent of cytoskeleton. The record is from RefSeq and is a predicted model, not a curated record. Lineage: Eukaryota; Metazoa; Chordata; Actinopteri; Gymnotiformes; Gymnotidae.
ACUUACCCACGGCCCCAUUCCUCACGGCCAUGGAGUCCCAGCGUGUGCUCUCAUCCUACCGAAAGCGUUUUAGCCACCAGGGUGCAUCCCCGUCCCCCUCAGGCCGCAUGAGCUCCGGCCGGUUGUCGCUCCACAGCAGCCCGCGGUUCGUCUCGCUGUCGAGUCCUGCCUCUCUGUCUGCCUCACGUCUGUCGCUGGGCGCUGGCACUACGGAGCGCCUGGACUUCUCCACCGACUCGCUGCUGAAGGCGCAGUACCGCGAGACACGUACCAACGAGAAGGUGGAGAUGAUGGGCCUGAACGACCGGUUUGCCAACUACAUUGAGAAGGUGCGCUUCCUCGAACAGCAGAACAAGGUGCUGGUGGCCGAGCUGAAUCAGCUGCGAGGCAAAGAGCCCAGCCGGCUGGGCGACAUCUACCAGGAGGAGCUCCGCGAACUACGCAGACAGGUGGAUGGCCUCAACGCCAGCAAGGCCCGCACAGAGAUAGACAGAGACAACCUGGCAGCAGAUGUGGCCCUGUUGAAACAAAGGCUUCAGGAUGAAAUUGCCCAGAGACAGGAGUCAGACAACAACCUGAAUGCAUUCAGACAAGAUGUAGAUGAUGCAGCCCUGAACAGGGUUCAGUUGGAGAGAAAGGUUGAAGCGUUGCAAGAUGAGAUUAGCUUCCUGAAGAAAAUCCAUGAGGAGGAGAUAAAGGAGCUGCAGGAACAGGUGAUGGCGCAGCAGGUGCACGUGGACCCAGAUGUGUCCAAACCAGACCUGACUGCUGCCCUCAGAGAGAUCAGGGUGCAGUAUGAAGCUAUGGCCUCAUCAAAUAUGCAGGAGACUGAGGAUUGGUACCGCUCAAAGUUUGCAGAUCUGACUGAUGCAGCCAAUCGGAAUGCAGAAGCCCUAAGACAGGCGAAGCAAGAAGCCAAUGAAUAUCGCCGGCAGAUUCAGGCCCUGAACUGCGACCUGGAGUCACUGCGAGGGACUAACGAAUCACUAGAGCGACAGCUGCGUGAGAUGGAAGAGCGUUUCUCCAUGGAGACGGCCGCAUACCAGGACACAGUGGCACGUUUGGAGGAGGAAAUCCAGGCUCUGAAGGAGGAGAUGGCCAGACACCUGCAAGAGUACCAGGACCUGCUCAAUGUCAAAUUGGCCCUAGAUGUGGAGAUCGCCACCUACAGGAAGCUCCUAGAGGGAGAGGAGAACAGAAUCACUGUUCCCGUGCAGAGUUUUGCCAACCUGCAUUUCAGAGAAACCAGUUUGGACACUAAACUGAUUCCAGAGGCUCACGUGAAGAGGAGCAUUGUUGUUCGAACUGUCGAAACACGUGAUGGAGAGAUUAUAAAGGAGUCGACCACAGAGAGGAAGGACCUGCCAUAGUCACUCAGCUGCUAGUUCUGAUGGGAACCAGGAGAAGUGAGACGGAGGUGGACUCCCCCUUAUGUCUCGCUCUUCUCAGUACCCACGAUAACCAUUUCUAGCUUCAUUCUAGGGUUAAGGUUAGGGUUGUGUGCCCUGUGUUCAAAAUCCCCACAUCCUUUGCUGUUCUCUACUCAUUUACUCUACUUAUCUUUUCAUUAGCACCUGUUUGACAAAUUGAACACUCCUCUAACACUUUUACCAAAAGGCAAGUAGAUCUUUUAUCAAAUAGCUGAAAAGGAAUGUGAGACUGGAAGUGAGGCUGCAUGUUUAGCACUUGUGCUCAAAAGGGGCUUAAAAUCUAGCUGGUUACAGUGGAAGCUGGGAAUGAAGAUUGUGUUAAUUAACAUAGGUGCUAUUCAUUACAUUUACUUUUUGUUUAGAAAUGUUUUAGUUCAGUUCUUUAUAGUGGAGGAGUAGGUUAGGCAAUGUAGUUAAUGGUUCUGUGAAGUGGUCAGUGUGUAGGUAGGGCAGCUGCAGAAGAUGGGAGAGGUCGGGGUGCUAUAAAACAGCUGGAUCUUGGAAAACCGUCAAGUAAUUUGGUUGAGUCUGAGUGAGGUGAAUUUGUCAGAGGUGCUAGUACAUGACAGGAGGUUUAUGCACUUUUUCCUGACCUUGCCCCACUCAUUUUUUUAUUCCUCUAGUAACUCUUGACUUCAUUUGUCUCCUUGAAAAAUUUAAUGUUAGCUGUUGUAACUGGAGUAACUGAGAGUUGACUAAAGCAGACACUGGAAAAUUAUUUCUUGCUUCUUCCUCACUGUCUGCUGAGUCACAGACAUGGGCAUAUUGAUAAGGACUCCUUGAUAUGGGCUUAUUGAUAAGGACUCUUUGUUCCACUGUGCACAGACACACGCAUGCGCACACAUGCCCUCACACUCACUCACACUCAUGCCAUCUCACUGUCAAGGUGUCUGAGUGAUUGAGGGAACACAGAGUUGUUCAUUUCAAAGAUAACUUGGUGUGGAAAAAUAUGUGGAAAAAUGUGUGUGUGUGUGUGUGUGUGUGUGUGUGUGUGUGUGUGUGUGUGUGUGUGUGUGUGUGUGUGUGUGUAUGUGUGUGUGUGUGUACACAUGUCUGUCUGUAUAGAUGAAAGAAGGUGUUAUUUUGGCAGCAUGCCUCACUGGUGAGAGGGAUACAGUCACAUUAACAGAUUUGAUUACAGUUGUCUGACUAAUCUGACCCUUAAAGCACACUCUGCAUGAUUACCUGCAUAUAAUUCACCUGCAUGCAUGUGUGAUGCUUUAUGCUGUUUGUUUAUGCUGUAUUGUCUCUUAGUUUUCCCACCAUUCUCUCCCAGUUCUCUUAACUGCUCUUUAAUGACUGCUAGUCUGUUUUUUUUUGUCACUUAGUGUUUCAUAUAAUGCUGUUGUAACGUUGCUGCUGUCGUUUUUGUCUUAUCACGUUUACCAUUGUCCUGUGACUACUGAACUGUAUGUUAAUAAAAAGGUGACUUAGAGAAAUAAUUAAUUUUAGUUUAACUUUUUGUAAAUUGGUCAACUGCAUUAGUAAUAUGAAAAAUUGCAUUAGUAAAAAAAAAUAAAUACUUUUUCAUUA